CUGCGCGACCCUUUCCGCAGGACCCCCGCGGGCUGCCCCUGGCGAUGCCUGACCGGAAAGUUUCGCACUGAGGAGACCGGCGAGUGCGUCAAGUGCCGGAACCAGGAUGAGUGUGGAAGCUAGUGGCAAGCCCUUGAAAGUGGGCUCCCGAGUGGAAGUCAUCGGAAAGGGACACCGUGGGACAGUGGCAUAUGUUGGAGCCACGUUGUUCGCCACAGGAAAGUGGGUUGGAGUCAUCUUGGAUGACGCGAAGGGCAAGAACGAUGGCAUUGUGCAGGGCAGGAAGUAUUUCACCUGUGAAGAGAAUCAUGGCAUCUUUGUGCGACAGUCACAGAUCCAGAUUUUUGAAGAUGGAGCAGAUACAACAUCUCCAGAAACCCCAGAAUCUUCUGCCUCAAAGGUCCCCAAAAGAGAAUCUUUGGAAGCUGCCAAAGCCAGCAAAUUGCCUACCCGGACUCCCAACUCGGCAGCAUCCAGCGGGACAGCUGGGCCCUCUGGCUCAGCUUCCGCCUCAGCGGGUGAGAUGAGUAGCAGUGAGCCCAGCACACCUGCUCAGACGCCUCUGGCUGCGCCGGUCAUUCCAACUCCUUCCCUGACCUCUCCGGUGGCACCUCCUUCAGCUCCUUCCCCCACGAAGGAGGAGGAGAACCUGCGUUCUCAAGUCAGAGACCUGGAGGAGAAGCUGGAAACUCUGAAGAUGAAGCGAAAUGAAGACAAAGCAAAGCUGAAAGAGCUGGAGAAAUACAAGAUCCAGUUGGAGCAGGUGCAGGAGUGGAAGAGCAAAAUGCAGGAACAACAGGUUGACCUCCAGAAACGUCUAAAGGAGGCCAAAAAGGAAGCCAAAGAUGCAUUGGAAGCCAAGGAGCAUUACAUGGAGGAAAUGGCCGAUACGGCUGAUGCUAUCGAGAUGGCAACUCUGGACAAGGAGAUGGCGGAGGAGCGGGCCGAAUCCCUGCAACAGGAGGUGGAGUCCCUGAAAGAGAAGGUGGAAUAUCUCACCAUGGACCUGGAAAUCCUGAAACAUGAGAUAGAAGAGAAAGGCUCGGAUGGGGCUGCAUCCAGCUACCAGGUCAAACAGCUAGAAGAGCAAAACGCGAGGCUCAAGGAAGCUCUCGUCAGGAUGCGGGAUCUGUCUGCAUCAGAGAAGCAGGAGCACGUGAAGCUUCAGAAACACAUGGAGAAGAAGAAUUCAGAGCUGGAGAGCUUGCGUCAGCAGAAGGAGAAGCUGCAGGAGGAGGUGAAGCAGGCAGAGAGAACCAUUGAUGAGUUGAAAGAGCAGGUGGAUGCUGCGCUGGGUGCUGAAGAGAUGGUGGAGACUCUGACCGAGAGAAACCUGGACUUGGAGGAGAAGGUCCGGGAGCUGCGCGAGACCGUCGGCGACCUGGAAGCCAUGAACGAGAUGAACGACGAGCUGCAGGAGAAUGCCAGGGAGACCGAGCUGGAGCUGCGUGAGCAGCUGGACAUGGCAACGGCGCGGGUCCGCGAGGCAGAGAAGCGCGUGGAGGCUGCACAGGAGACAGUGGCAGAUUACCAGCAGACCAUCAAGAAAUACAGGGAGCUGACUGCACACCUGCAGGAUGUGAACCGAGAGCUCACAAACCAGCAAGAAGCUUCUGUUGAGAGACAACAGCAGCCUCCGCCAGAGAUGUUCGACUUCAAGAUUAAAUUUGCAGAGACGAAGGCCCAUGCGAAGGCCAUAGAGAUGGAGCUGCGCCAGAUGGAGGUACAGCAGGCCAACCGGCACGUCUCCCUCCUCACCUCCUUCAUGCCUGACAGCUUCCUGCGCCACGGAGGGGACCACGACUGCAUCCUGGUGCUGCUGCUCAUCCCCCGGCUCAUCUGCAAGGCCGAGCUGAUCAGCAAACAGGCCCAGGAGAAGUUCGAGCUGAAUGAAAACUGUGCCGAGCGCACGGGCCUCCGGGGUGCCCCAGGGGAGCAGCUGAGCUUUGCUGCGGGGCUAGUGUAUUCGCUCAGCCUCCUGCAAGCAACGCUGCACAAAUACGAACAGGCCCUGAGUAAGUGCAGCGUUGAGGUCUAUAAGAAGGUGGGGAUGCUCUACCCGGAGAUGAGUGUCCAUGAGCGCUCGCUGGACUUCCUGAUUCAGCUGCUGCACAAGGACCAGCUGGAUGAGACGGUCAACGUGGAGCCACUCACCAAAGCUAUCAAAUACUACCAGCACCUGUACAGCAUCCACUUGGUGGAGCAAGCUGAAGACUGCACCCUGCAGCUGGCAGACCACAUUAAGUUCACCCAGAGUGCCUUGGACUGCAUGGGCGUGGAAGUGGGUCGAUUGCGGUCCUUCCUGCAGACGGGGCAGGAGGCGUCCGACCUCGCCAUCCUCCUCAAGGACCUGGAGACCUCCUGCAGCGACAUCCGCCAGUUCUGCAAGAAGAUCAGACGCCGCAUGCCCGGAACAGACGCACCUGGGAUACCCGCGGCACUCGGCUUCGGACAGCAGGUGUCGGACACGCUGCUGGACUGCCGCAAGCACCUGACCUGGGUGGUGGCGGUGCUGCAGGAAGUGGCUGCCGCGGGGGCCCAGAUGAUCGCCCCGCUGACGGAGAACGAAGGGCUCCUGGCCGUGAAGCUGGAAGAUCUGGCCUUCAAAGCAAGCGAGCAGAUCUACGGCAGCCAGGGCGUCAACCCGUACGAGUGCCUGCGCCAGUCCUGUAAUAUCCUCAUUGCGACCAUGAACAAGAUGGCCACUGCUAUGCAGGAGGGAGAGUACGACGCCGACCGGCCACAGACCAAGCCCCCUCCUCCUGUCAAUCUGAGGGCAGCCGCGCUCCGGGCCGAGAUCACAGAUGCGGAGGGCCUGGGACUCAAGCUGGAAGACAGAGAGACGGUCAUCAAAGAGCUGAAGAAAUCGCUCAAAAUCAAGGGCGAGGAGCUGAGUGAAGCAAACGUGCGCCUCAGUCUCCUGGAGAAGAAGCUUGACAGCGCGUCCAAGGACGCGGAUGACCGGGUGGAGAAGAUCCAGACCAAGCUGGACGAGACCCAGGCUCUGCUCAAAAAGAAGGAGAAGGAGUUUGAGGAGACCAUGGAUGCUCUUCAGGCUGAUAUUGACCAGCUGGAAUCGGAAAAGAUGGAGCUAAAGCAGCGCUUGAACAACCAGUCCAAGCGCACCAUCGAGGGGCUGCGGGGAUCCCCUGCCUCUGGAAUCGCGUCUAUCGUGUCGGGCAUUGCAGGAGGUGAGCGAUCCGCUCAUGCCCCCUCCCUGCAGCCUCACUGCCCGGACGCCGGAAAGGAAACCCGGGGCAAAGGCCCUGCGGGGAUGGGGAGUGGAACCUCUUGGGAGCUCAGUCGGCCUCCCUGUCUCCCUCCCAGAGGCAGAGCAGUGUAUAAAUGCAGUGUAUGAAGCU
Messenger RNA from Terrapene triunguis (Three-toed box turtle), 3362 nucleotides. RefSeq names its product dynactin subunit 1 (gene DCTN1). The record is from RefSeq and is a predicted model, not a curated record. Gene Ontology annotation, biological process: establishment of mitotic spindle orientation; nuclear migration. NCBI's taxonomy places the organism in Eukaryota, Metazoa, Chordata, Testudines, Emydidae. Gene Ontology annotation, cellular component: spindle pole; axon; microtubule associated complex. Bases 107 to 3358 code for a protein of 1083 amino acids. The transcript is spliced from 23 exons.